This is a messenger RNA of Haplochromis burtoni (Burton's mouthbrooder), 859 nucleotides long. RefSeq lists its product as uncharacterized. The annotation marks the transcript as partial. Lineage: Eukaryota; Metazoa; Chordata; Actinopteri; Cichliformes; Cichlidae. The record is from RefSeq and is a predicted model, not a curated record. The transcript is spliced from 2 exons.
AACAGAAGAUCAGUCUGACCACACUUAAAUGUAGAUUAAGAAGUUUAUCACUGUCCCGCAAAAAAGAUUACUCAAGUCAGGCCUUGAUUCGUGCUGCAAUAAUAGAAGAGCUGAAGGGACCUGGUCAACAUUAUGGAUACCGUUCAAUGUGGCAGACACUGCGUCAGAAACGCCAUCUUUCUGUGAAAAGGCAUGAUGUCAUGGUGAUAAUGGCAGAGCUCGACCCAUCUGGAGUCCAAAAGCGCUCAAGGAAAAAGUUUGUACGAAGAGUUUACGAUUCACCUGGACCAAACCACACUUGGCAUGUUGAUGGAUAUGACAAAUUAAAGCCAUAUGGUUUGACUAUCAGUGGUUGUAUUGAUGGCUAUUCGCGGAAGGUAUUAUGGUUGGUUUGCGGAGCAACUAACAGCAACCCAGAAGUCAUAGCUCAACACUACGUUCAGUGUGCUUCAGAGUUUGGAGUCAUACCAGUGCGACUUCGCACAGACUGUGGCACUGAAAAUGGGACGAUGGCAGCAAUGCAUUGUGCCUUACGGUCAUCUCAUCAGGAUUUUUUUGCAGGAGCUGCCAGUCAUAUGUAUGGAUCUUCAAUAACAAAUCAAAGAAUUGAAAGCUGGUGGUCGUACUUCAGAAAACAGCGAACACAGUUCUGGAUGGACCUUUUGAGUGACAUGAAGGAAAUGCACCUCUUUAAUGGUAGUUAUGAACACAUGUGCUUGGUGCACUUCAUUUUCAUGGCUGUGCUUCAGAGGGAUCUGGAUGAAUGCAAAAGAAAGUGGAACACGCACCUGAUCCGUCCAGUUAGCCAGUCACGCUGUCCAUCUGGUAAACCGGAUGUGAUGUAUUACCUGCCUCAUAG